AUGUCAGAAGAGGAUCUCAUGGUUUUCCUUGGCCUCAUCGUGUACAUGGGCCUGGUUCCUCUCCCUAGUAUAGUUGACUUCUGGGCCGUGAAGACCAGGAUUCCUCAAGUUGCAGACUUCAUGUCCAGGAACCACUUCAAGGCAAUUCGAUCUUCCCUUCACUUCAGCGACAAUGACCAGGCAGCUGCAUCUCAAGAUCGGUUCUUCAAGGUGAGAGUCCCCUUCACCAAGGUCACCAGAGAGUUCCUGAAAGUUCCUGAGACUCCUAUCCACUCCAUUGAUGAAGUGAUGGUCGCCUAUAAGGGCACAAGGGCUGGUAACCUUCGCCAGUAUGUCGCAAAGAAGCCUGAUAAGUGGGGCUUCAAGUUGUUCUGCCGCUCCAGUGUGGAUGGGUUUGUGCAUGAUAUUCUCAUGUACCAAGGGGAGACAACCUUUGUGAGCCACCAUACUAUGCUAUCUGAAGAGGAGAAAGCCAUGUCUGUAACUUCCAAGUUUGUUGUCGCCUUAGUGAAUACCAUCAAGGACCCCAGAAACUCAGCAGUGUAUGCAGACAACUACUUCACAAGUAUAGGGUUGGCCAAGUACCUGAGAUCACAGUAUGGAUGCCGAUGGAAGGACAACAGCGUUGUGACAAUCUUGUCCUCUGAUGUUGGUGUGGAGCCCAUGGGAACAGUGGAGCGGUACGACAGGGCAGCCAAGAAGAAGGUUCCCAUUCCUUGCCCAUCUGUCAUCCAGAUGUACAACAACCGCAUGGGGGGCAUUGACAAGAGUGACAUGUUGACACACCUGUACAGGACCCCCUUCAAAGCAAAGAGGUACUACAUGAGGCUCUUUGCUUACCUCCUUGACUUGAUCAUCUGCAAUGCCUGGAUUUUGUACAAGAGGGAUUGCCUGGCUUUGCAGGAAAACCCCAAGCCGCUCAAGGACUUCCGUCUGGAUAUCUCCAAUUGGCUCAGAAGCUUCAAGUCGUCAACCUUCAGAAUAACCAGGAAUUCUCUUGGCACCAGAGAUUUUGCUUUGCCAAGAAGGGGCCAACGGGCAGUUGUGCCAAGUAUUGAGACACGCCAGAAUGCCACUGCCCUACACAUGCCAAAGCAUGUCUCCAUGAGGCAGACUUGCAAGUUCUGUUCUGGUGCAGGCCACAUUCACAGAUCCCGCUGGAUGUGUGAGGAUUGCAAGGACCCUCUGUCCCCCUAG
Messenger RNA from Macrobrachium nipponense, 1197 nucleotides. Its product is annotated as piggyBac transposable element-derived protein 3-like. The transcript is spliced from 3 exons. The coding region runs from base 1 to 1197 and encodes 398 amino acids. Lineage: Eukaryota; Metazoa; Arthropoda; Malacostraca; Decapoda; Palaemonidae. The record is from RefSeq and is a predicted model, not a curated record.